UCUGUGACCAUGACUCUUUCCAGUGAGUUUGACGCGUCACAACAUGCAGGAUUUCCUCACGAGGAGGGUGAGAUUGACAUAGUUGGCGAGGGUGAACCAGUCCACGACCGGAUUUAUCAGUGCGCCACGGACCCCGCCUCCUCAGCAGAAUCGGGUGCUGAAUUUGACUCCUCGGAGCAGGACUCCUCUGGGGAAAGCGAGAGCAGCUUCUGUGCAGAGGCGCCACCGUCCAGAAAAGUCCAAAGCAGCUCGGUGAAGCCCCCUUAUUCCUACAUCGCCCUCAUCACCAUGGCCAUCCUGCAGAGCCCGAUGAAGAAGCUGACACUGAGCGGCAUCUGUGACUUCAUCAUCAAGAAGUUCCCCUACUACAGGGACAAGUUUCCCGCUUGGCAGAACUCGAUCAGACACAAUCUGUCUCUCAACGACUGCUUCAUCAAGAUCCCGAGGGAGCCUGGAAACCCGGGGAAAGGCAACUACUGGUCCCUGGACCCUGCCUCGGAGGACAUGUUCGACAACGGCAGCUUCUUGCGCCGCAGGAAGCGCUUCAAGAGAAACCAGCCGGAGUUUGGUAAAGACGGACUCGUGUUUUACUCCUCUUUGAACUGUUACCGGCCGUACGGACAGCCAUACGGCAUACAGAGCCAGGUGAGCCCCGCCCCGGCGGCCCCUGUCCGGUACAUGCCACUGCAGGACGGCCUCGUGAUGCCGACCUCUGCUUAUCACCUUCUACCUCAAACUCUGAACAGUCACGAGAAGCGCAAAGACUCGAGAGCGCAGCUGUGCGCAACAGAGCGCACUGAUCCAAAGCCCGGCCCGGGGGCAAAGUGCUCCUUCAGCAUUGAAAGCAUUAUGAGCAGACCCCCUCCUGCAGGUCAUCAGAACCCAAAUCCGCAGCAAAGCCCUCACAGCUCUCCUGGUUAUGGACACAUCGUGUCGGGCCCCACUGCGUAUCUGUUACCGACUCUCCUGCAGCCCCCCAGGACCCCGUUCUGCCCCCCUCCCACUAUGAACACCGCUGCUUUAUUAAAUGAGCAUCUUCGGCUUUCUUUCCCUCGCUGCUGAGACUUUUGUUCUUGAAACUUUACAUUGUGUGUUUGAUGCUUUAUUGCGAUAUGUCAUAUGUCGUGUAGGUCAUUUCUUAAAGAAAUGUUUUAAUUGCAUGAUAUUUAUGUGAGUCGACGUUCAGAACAUGUCCUAACAGUAAUGUAAAUAAGAGAAGUUGUAAUAUAUUUGUGACAUGUUAAAUGG
Messenger RNA from Salarias fasciatus (jewelled blenny), 1248 nucleotides. It is a transcript of the gene foxd5, whose product is annotated as forkhead box D5. Gene Ontology annotation, biological process: cell differentiation; anatomical structure morphogenesis; regulation of transcription by RNA polymerase II. Gene Ontology annotation, molecular function: RNA polymerase II cis-regulatory region sequence-specific DNA binding; DNA-binding transcription factor activity, RNA polymerase II-specific. The transcript has a single exon. Bases 10 to 1062 code for a protein of 350 amino acids. NCBI's taxonomy places the organism in Eukaryota, Metazoa, Chordata, Actinopteri, Blenniiformes, Blenniidae. The record is from RefSeq and is a predicted model, not a curated record.